This is a messenger RNA of Aspergillus wentii DTO 134E9, 390 nucleotides long. RefSeq lists its product as uncharacterized. NCBI's taxonomy places the organism in Eukaryota, Fungi, Ascomycota, Eurotiomycetes, Eurotiales, Aspergillaceae. The coding region runs from base 1 to 390 and encodes 129 amino acids. The transcript has a single exon. The record is from RefSeq and is a predicted model, not a curated record.
AUGCGUGAGCAGGUAGCAACUCAUAUCGAUUUAUCCAUUGACAGAAGCUACGCCUGGUUUGGCUCGUACUGGGGCUACAGAAUGCAAAUCACCACAGCGGACAUCUGCGAUAAUGUCCAGAAUGUGGUGGGACCUGUCAGCGCCUCAGUGUCUGCGCUAUGGCCAACUUCCCUGGGCCCCUUCACUCUGGGCCAGUAUACCGGGUGCAAGUACUCGGGACAAGCAGACAAGCCGGGCUACGUUUCAUGCGACAAUGCAGAGCUCAGCUUCACAUGUUUGGGCUAUCUGUACAAAGAGCCCACGUAUGAUGACUGUGGAACGUCUGAGUCCGAUGACGGCACAUCCACCAAUACGUAUUAUACCAAGGCCCUUGAAUGUUCGAUUUACUAG